AUUAACAUAAUACACUUUAAUAUGUAUAUGGAAUAAUAAAAUAGUUAAUUUUUUUAAUUUUAUAGUAUGUGGAUUGUUGUAUUAUUUAAAGACGAUAGCACAUUAGCUGCAGUACCAGAAUUUUGGUUCAUAAAUGGCUACUGUGCAUGGCCAAACAAAUGUAGUACCAAGUAUAUUGAACGUCGAAAACAACCAAAUGAAUUGGAAUUCAAGCAAUAUAAGGCCAAGAUUUUGUUUAAAAAUAUAGGUACUUAUUUAGAAGCUAGAAAAUUAGCAGAAGAAAAUUCAGAAGCGUCAUCUCUUGAUAAUGUAUAUGAAGAUACUCGAAAAAAAAAAUUUAAAAAUUCUAAAAAAUUAAGGAAUGAUCAAAUUUCUAGUCCACCUACUCUUCAAUCUGAUGAAUCUAUGAAUGAAAACGAAGAUGACUCUGACUUUGACAAGACAUUUAAGCCACUUAAUAUUCAAUCUCCAAAUAGCUCAACUUCUAGUCCGACUCUUAUUUCAAACACAGAAAUAGAAACUUAUAAUGUGGACAAUUCAUCAAAAUAUAAAAAAAUUAAAUUGAAUCCUAGUAGUUCUUCAAAAUCUAGCUUUACUGAAUCAUCAUCACAGUCAAAGCAACAAAUAGGAUUAAUGCCUCGUGGAAACCCAGAAGUAUCAAUAAUUAAUCAUGAAAUUAAUAAUGAUCAAUUGCAAACAUUUAUGAAAUUUACUUCACGAGCAUUAACUAAUAUGAAAUAUGAAAAUGAAGGGAUUCAAAAACGUUUGGAUAUUAUAACUACUUUGAUUGAAAAAGUUGAUGAAAAAAUAGACAGUUCUCUUUCAUUUUCAACAAACAAUAUAUUGAACACUACUGCAGAUUAACCUCUUGACAUACGGAACGAUAUGUACUUUCAACAAGAUGGUUGCCCAGCUCAUAAUGCUAAGAUUGUAAAAUCAUUCUUAAAUGACACAUUUGGUAAAAAAUGGAUUGGAACAGUUGGUCUAAUUUCCUGGCCUCCAAGGUCUCCAGAUUUAACAUGCCCAGACUUUUUCUUAUGGGGUUAUCUUAAAGAUAAAGUGUAUAAAACUGAAUCUGUAGACAUCAAUGACAUGAAAGAAAAAAUAAAAUCUGCAUGUUUUAAAUUGUCAAAAGAAACAUUAAAAAAUGCCACUGGACGAAAGUUAAUGGAACGUUUCGAAAACUGUGUACUAGAAGCUGGACAUCAAUUUGAACACCUAAUGCAAUAGGUGUCUU
Messenger RNA from Melanaphis sacchari, 1237 nucleotides. RefSeq lists its product as uncharacterized. Bases 67 to 864 code for a protein of 265 amino acids. The record is from RefSeq and is a predicted model, not a curated record. The transcript has 4 exons. NCBI's taxonomy places the organism in Eukaryota, Metazoa, Arthropoda, Insecta, Hemiptera, Aphididae.